AUGUUCAGAAGUUCUGAUAUAACAAGCAGCUUCAUAUCCACAGAGACACACCUGGAGAGGUUCUUGGAGGAUCUUGGGAUGGUGCAGCACUUCACAGAGAAGCUGUCCCUGAGUAAAAUACUUCAGAUUGAUGAGAGGACCAUUACUGACGAAACUGCCAAGUGUCAAUCAGAUCUUCCAUGGUAUUUCCUGAAGAAACUCAUGAUGGUUAAUGUGACAGCCAGGAAUGUGAAGUGUAUAUCAGAAUGUGAAUCAGCCUGUGAUGCUGCAUCAGAUAUUACAGAGUUCAAUUUUGAUAAUCUGCUUGACAGUCCAAACUCAGGUGACAUGCUGAACCCCCUUGACAUCAUCACUGCUCUCUUUCUGUGUUCUGAUGCUUUUGUACAGCAGGAGAUGGCACUCAAAAUGUCUAUGUGUCAGUUUUCUGUGCCGCUGCUGCUUCCUAAUUGUGACACACAACAGUGCACACUCAUGCUUUGGGCCUUGAGAGAUAUGGUUAAAAAAUACAGACCUCAGUCACUCUCACAAUCCAAGGGCUUUUUUGAAGACAGAAUUGUUCUCUCUGAACUUCCAAUGAUAUCCUUUGUGAGACUGGGGGAAUGCUCCUUGUCCAAGUCAGAGAUUCUCAAUAAGCUUCUGAGCAAUUCUCAGCAGUACCAUGAUACCUUUGUUCACCGUAACAUGGAGUGUGGCGACAGUCCAAGAAGAAUAUCUGAUGGACUGACUGAAAUUACUUGGUACCUUCCUCGUGGAAAAACAAGUGAUAUUUUCAGUGUGCCAGUAGCUGUAGCUAACCUUCGAGGGGACAUUACUUCAUUUGAAACACAGUUUUCUUUUUUGUGUCAGACAUCUGCUGCAGUUUUUGUGUUCUUUGACAAUUUGGACACUGACUGCAAGCUGCUUACUAACCAACACCACAAGGCACAGAUCUUCUUGGUGGGUAACCAUCAAAGCAAGCACUUCAAUUUAAAUUCUCUAAAAAAAGUUGCAAUUAAGUUGGGCUUGACAAACAACAACAUCCUUAUUAAGACUAAGCAGACAAAUGAUGCAGACUUCGUCAAAAAUUUGAGGAAAACAGUGAAGGAUGUAGUUGAUAACUCAAAGAUGAAGAUGUGCAUAGAGCAGAUGGCUGACAUUGCCCAUGAACUGGGAAUCUCGGUUGAUGAAGACUGUCCAGAGUGCCAGACUGCCAAGAAAAAUGCAGAUGCCAUCACUGCAGAAAUUCAAGACACCCUUAAAUACAAACAAGAGCAGCUUCCCCUGCAAGGACAAAUAUGGAAGGACCUGACGAGUUUAGAGAAGGAAGAAUUUCGGCUUCGAAAAGUUGGGUCUGAAGCAAUCGAAACUUACAGAAGUGGUCUUCAAGUACAGAAAAGAGAACUUCGAGACAGACAAAACUCUUAUAACAUGUCAAAUGCGAUGACAUGCUUCAUCAAUGCAAUAUCGAGCCCAGGGACAGAGAGAUGUUAUUUCCUGAAAUGGAUGCGAAUUAAUCUUGACAACCUGUCUCGAGAAAGACUAUCGGACCUCAGGGAGCAGUACAAAGAAAAAUCCAAGAAUUCUGAGAACAAAGAUGAGAUCAAAGACAUUGACAGAGAACUUUCCAACAGCUCACUGGGGACUGAACACUUCUUCCGUGAAAUGGGUCAGAUCUAUGAAGCUUCAGUUUCCCUUCCAGAGACAGACCCAUCACGUCAACAGUUGCAACAUCUGCCCAAACUCUGUGCAGGAUUGCUGCUGGAUGGAUUUCCUCUUGAGCUUGUAGAUGGAGAUGCCUCCAACAUACCUCUCAGAUGGGUGAGUGAUGUUCUCUCUCAGCUCCAUGACUUGGUGUCUCCCAAGAACAAGAUACUGGUAGUCACAGUUCUUGGAGUUCAGAGCACAGGAAAGUCCACUCUUCUUAACACCAUGUUUGGAGUGCAGUUUGCAGUCAGCAGUGGUCGAUGCACUCGAGGUGCUUUUAUGUUGCUCAUCAGAAUCAAUGAAUAUAUCAGAAAAGUGCUCAACUGUGACUUCAUGGUGAUCAUUGACACUGAGGGCUUAAAGUCACCAGAGCUUGCGCAACUGGAUGAUAGCCAUGAACAUGACAAUGAUCUUGCUACACUUGUCAUAGGGCUGAGUGAUAUCACCAUCAUUAAUAUUUCAAUGGAGAAUUCAACAGAAAUGAAGGACAUCCUGCAAAUAGUUGUGCACGCUUUUCUCAGGAUGAAAGAGGUGGGCAAAAAGCCGAAAUGUCAGUUUGUUCAUCAGAAUGUAUCAGAUGUCUCAGCCAAUGAUAAUAACUUAAGAGACAGUAAACUGCUCUUGCAACAGUUAAAUGAGAUGACACAGGCAGCCGCCAAAAUGGAAAAGAAAGAGGAGAACAAGAGUUUCACGGAUGUGAUGGAGUACAGUCCAGAUACUGGGAACUGGUACAUUCCUGGUCUGUGGAAUGGAAACCCACCAAUGGCACCGGUCAAUGCAGGGUACAGCGAAGCUGUAUAUGAGCUCAAGAAAAACAUCAUCCAUCUACUGGGAAAAUGUGAUUCAUCUGCUAAUGAUAUCUUGGAGUUCAAAGAGUGGAUGUCAAGCCUGUGGAAUGCAGUAAAGCAUGAAAACUUCAUCUUCAGCUUCAGAAACAGUCUAGUGGCUGAUGCAUACAUGAGGCUAUGCACAGAAUUCAACAAAUGGGAAUGGGAAUUCAGAAAAGACAUUUACAAGUGGGUUACAAAUGCUGAAACAGGAAUUUCAAAUUUCGGCACAGUUGCUGCAAAGUGUGAAAUAGCUGACAUGAAAGAUCUUGUCACGUGUUUGAAAAGUGAAGCCUCCACAGUGCUGUCUAAGUGGGAGACAAAGCUUCUUGAAAAUUUGACAAAGUACUUCAAGCAAACAGAGGGUCAUAUCUAUUUAGUAGAAGGAUACAAAGAGGACUUUGCAAACAGUGCAAAGAGCCUUCGACGAGAAAUGAAAAACUCUGUGUUUCAUCAGCUGACUGCAGCAGCAGAAAUCAAACAGGGAAUGAGAGAACUUGAUACAAUCAAGGAAAAUCACACAAAAGAAAUUGAAAAGGCAGUGUGCGCACUGAUUGAUCAAUGUCGCAAGAAGAAUGUCCAGAUGAGAGAUCAUGAGCUGGAAAAGGAAUUUAAUAAGAUGUGGAAUGAAACAGUGAAGAAACUGUCUUUUUCUGAACAAAAGGCAACAGAUGUCUUCACCAAUGUAUCCUACCACCUGAGAACAAAUCUGUCAUACAAGGGGAGUCAUGCAUGUGAGUUGUUGAGUAAACAAAGCCUGAAAGACUGUGGCAAAAUGCCUUUCAAAUAUACAGAGGAGGGAUUCUGCAUACAAGUUAAACGUCGAGUGAGCAAAUGGAUGAGCGGGCAAGAUCACAUCAUGAUGGUACAAAAGAUGGCUGACAGUAUCAUAGCUUGUUGCAUUCAGUUUGUGACUGAAAUAGUCGAAAGGAAAAACAAUUACUCUGACACUUACAUCCAGGAGAUGCUACAAAUGAUUGAUGAGAGGCUGCAAAACGAUCAGGAUGUAAAGACAGGCAUUGAAUUUGAAGUUUCUCUAAAACAACACAUCUGUGGAGUUGCAGCCAGCAAAUUUCAGAAAAUGCACGAAGACUUCCUACAUGUGAAUGAUCCUUACAGAUGUCUGGAUCAAACCAAAGGGAAGUUUUGUGCUGAUUUUAAAGAUGUGUUUCAUAAACGAGACCAGUGCCAGAAGAAGGCAGAAGAAUUCACCAACCGAUGCUUGAAGCCUGCAGUCGAGGACUUCAUCAACCGUUCCCUGGGUCCUGAUAUCAUUGGUGAGAUGCUGACACAACAACAGUUCAGCACAAGAAUAUCCAUCCAGUAUUCAAUUUUACUGGAUUUGCAUUCAAAGGAUAAUUUUGAAAAGUAUUUGAGCUACAUUUGCUCAUAUGAGGAAUAUGUGAAGAAUUGGACACUCGAACAGAUAGUGACUCACUUCUCAAAUGGUUCCAAGAUGUCUGAGUUUGAAGAUCGUCAUAUUCAGUCAAGUAUCAACAGCAUAAAUGAUGCUAUCAACAAGGCCAAAAUGAUAAAGAGUGGCAACUUGAAGACAUUUGUUGAUCAUGUGUGUCAGGAACUUGGAGAUAAACUGGUCAUUUCCCAGGAUGCUCUUAAUGCUUUCAUGAUUCUGAACAACGCAAACCAGGAACAGUUUGCUCACUGGUUCACAGAGUGUGUGAAUGAGAUGGGACAAGCUCUUAGAGAAGAUUUCAAAAAAUCAAACAUCCAGAUAAAACUGAAGCAUCUCCAUGUGAAGCCUCAGAAUGAGCUUUUCACCAAACUGAUGGGAUGUGGUAAACACUGUCCGUUUUGCAAAGCUCCAUGUGAUGCGGGAGGAAAAGCCCAUACUGAGCACUGGGCUUCACUGCAUCGGCCAGAGGGUCUUGGUAGAUAUCGAUGGUACCAGACAAAAAAACUUGUCACUGACAUAUGCACAUCGUCUGUGAUCAGUGAUGACAAUUUUCGCUGUAAUGUUACAAACAAGGAAUGGCACCCCUACAAGAAAUAUACAGAUAUUUUCCCAGACUGGAAAAUUCCUCCAGAUGUAAGCCUUCAGGCAUCAGACUACUGGAAAUACAUACUGUCAAGGUUUAACAGUAUGUUUGCAGAAGCAUAUAAUGCACAGCCUGCUGAUAUUCCUAAAACUUGGAAAAAUAUCACACGUAAGCAGGCAGAGGAGAGUCUCAGAGAGUCAUUUAACAUCAAGUGAGAGACUACAUGCUGUGUGUUUACAGAGGUGCACAUUCUCCUCAUUACAUUGAUUCAUUCAUUAUUCUCUCAUGGACAUUUUCAUCUUCCUGUUAAUUAGACAUUAAAAAACUACAACUUGCGAGUGGGCAAUAUAAAAAUAUCAAACAAACACUACAGUCAGUGCUCACCUUCAUCCGAGGUUGAUGUCGUGUUAAAUAAUAAUAAUCAGCUUUAACACUAUUCUAAUGUUGAUGAGCUCAGUUUUAAAUGCUUUUUGAUUCUCUGAGUCAAUGUACAUGUGAGGAACACAUGUAACAAACAUACCAAGAAACAUAUCAAAUUAAAUUAAACUUUGUCUUUUUCUUUUAGUUUUUGUGACGUAUUAGAUAUUAAGAUAUGUACGUGUAUCAUUUUAUAUAUCUUAAAAGAUCAGUUUGUUUUGUGGAGUAUCUGAUGCAAAUAUUUACAUUUCCAGUGUUGUAAAAUGUAAUUAAGUCUGUUUAACAUAUUUUCAUUACAAGAGUGUUUUAUUUUUAUUUUCUUUAUCUUUUAAUGAGUGUGUGAUUGUCUUACUUAGAAUUCAGAAUCUCUUGGUUUUAUUUCAUUUAAGUAUCUGGUGCCAAAUAUUUGCACAUCCACAGUAAUUAAAAUAUCAUCAUUCUAUAUUGGUGUCCUCAACAUAUUAGAUAUAGAUAUAUAGACAUAUUAGAUUAGAUAUUAAAUAUUUACGUGUAUCAUUUUAUAUAUUUUAUAAGAUAAGUUUGUUUUGUGAAGUAUCUGAUGCAAAAUAUUUACAUUUCCAGUGUCUUUAACUCCAUUCUGAUGUUGAUGAGUUCGGUUUUAAACUUCAUUAUAAUGCCACUGAAAAGAUGUACUCGGACAAUCAAAGCAACAAAUUGUCAGAAAAAAUGAAAUAUGAUGUGUUGUCUUUUAUUUUUGUGAUGUGUCAGAUAUUAAAAUAUUUAGAUGUAUUAUUUUAUCUCUUUCAAAAGAUCACUCAGUUUGUUUUGUUGUCUUUUCUUUUCCUGAAGUAUCUGAUGCUAAAUAUUCAUCCAAGUGUCUGGUGCCAAAUAUUUACAGUACUAAUAGAAUUAAAAGAUUCAUUCAAUUCAUUCUAUAUGUGCUAUAUUGUCAACAUGUACACAUUACUGACUUGUUCACUGAGUCAAUAAAGCUACAAAAUCA
This is a messenger RNA of Seriola aureovittata, 5888 nucleotides long. Its product is annotated as up-regulator of cell proliferation-like. The record is from RefSeq and is a predicted model, not a curated record. The coding region runs from base 1 to 4722 and encodes 1573 amino acids. Gene Ontology annotation, molecular function: GTP binding. The transcript has 2 exons. Lineage: Eukaryota; Metazoa; Chordata; Actinopteri; Carangiformes; Carangidae.